Molecule: messenger RNA, 1191 nt
Organism: Colletotrichum paranaense
Lineage: Eukaryota; Fungi; Ascomycota; Sordariomycetes; Glomerellales; Glomerellaceae
Product: cellulosome enzyme
Exons: 3
Coding region: 1-1191 (396 amino acids)
Molecular function (GO): hydrolase activity, hydrolyzing O-glycosyl compounds
Source: RefSeq, a predicted model, not a curated record
AUGUCACCUUUCACAACUUUGCUUGGUGUUGUCGGCCUAGGCGCUUUGGCACUUUGGCAGGUUACCGUCGACACCACCUCCAAGUUGCAAAAGAUCGACGGAUUUGGCUUCUCUCAAGCUUUUAGGCAUGCCAAGGAGUUCCAGAACGCACCCACGGCCCUUCAGAAGGGGGCUCUCGAUCUACUUUUCUGCCCUACCGAAGGUGCCGGGUUCAGCAUCAUCCGAAAUCGCAUUGGUUCCGGCGGCAAAGGAGACAGCAUUCUUCCUACGAGCCCUGGAUCGCCUGCAGGUAAGCCGACUUAUACCUGGGACAACGACGACAGCGGUCAGUUUGUCAAGUACUACCAGCAAGCCGGGCUCAACAUUACCCACCUAGGCUUCCUUAACGAGCCCGACUUCUCUCCUGGAUACUCUCAGAUGCAAAUCAGCUUCAAUGCCCAGGAGGCCAUCUCUUUCAUCCCCACUUUGUCCAAAGCCGUUCAAUCUGCCGGUCUCAAGACCGCAGUCACUUGCUGUGAUGCUGUUGGCUGGGCUUCAACCGUCAAAUACACCAACGCUCUCGUUGCCGCUGGUAUGGAAUCCUACUUGGGUCUAAUCACCUCGCACACCUACUCAGGCGACGCCAACACCGCUCUCAACACUGAGUUGUCUUCUUGGGUCACCGAAUCCGGUAUCACGACAGCCUUUGACCUGACCUGGUUCAAGAAUGGAGGCGUUACAGAGGGCAUGACCUGGGCCAACAAGAUUGCCGUUGGCAUCAUAAAUGCCAAUCUCUCUGCCUAUCUUUACUGGGAGGGCUUUGAACUCAAGCAGCUGCAGUACGAUUCCAACCUCGUCGAUACGCAGGAUGGUAAGACCGCGACGCCGUCGGCUAACUUCUGGGCAUUCGCCAUGUGGUCGCGGCACAUCCGACCCGGCGCGCAGAGAUUACAAACGUCGGGCAUGGUGGCAUCCGACGUCUUGACCGCAGCAGUCAAAAACAAAGACGGGUCUAUUGUGAUCAUCUUCACAAACAAUAGCAGCGCUGCUAAGGCUGCCAACGUCUCACUUAAGGGGUUCACUCCCAAGGCUGCAAGCGCAUGGGUCACUGACAACAGCCACAAGUUCGCUUCCACGGCGGCCAGCAUCUCGGGCUCAGGGGUAUCCGUCGCUGUUCCUUCUAAGGGCGUCGUCACUGUUAAGUUAAGUUGA